UGUGUCACGUCGGUUUCAAUUAGUUAAUACAUAAAAUAUGAGUUUAUUAAUUUUACAAAUAAAAAUAGAUAAAUACUUAAUAUUUUCAAUAUAAUAAAACUGAAAUAAUCAGCAAGCAUUACACAAUUUAUUUUACAUUUAUAGAAUAAUUAAUCUCUAUACGAUUUGUCCGUAAUUCAUUAAUCGUGCUCGAUAAUAUUGAUAGUGGUUUUAACGAUUCUAAUAUAUGAAUGUGGAUUAAAAUAGAAUAAUAAUUAGAAUGAACAGAAAUAUUGCUAGAUUAAACAUUUAUUUAAAUAAUUAGAAUUAAUAUAAGAAUGAUAGUGAUGGUGCAGUUUUCAUAAUGAAAUUCUUAGAUAUCAGUACAGAUGUGUUAGCCAUCAAAUGUGUGGGAAAUUACAUAUUUGUUGGAUCAGGCUGCAAGUUGUAUGUGAUAUACAAAAAUGAUUUCAAAAUAAAAUUAAAAAUAAAUGCAUUACAUCCUGAUAACAUACAUGGUAUUGUGUAUAGAAAUAAUAAGUUAAUUGUUUAUGGAGGAAAAUGUUUGUGCUGCUUUGAUCUUGAUAUGAUAAAUGAUUCAAUAAACAUAACAAAAUCGGACAUUGUACAUAAAUUUGAUGAUUGGAUUAUAAGUGUUGAAUGGCUAGAGCCAUUACACAAUUCCAAUUUAACUGUUUUAUUUGCACAUAAUAAUGUUUUUACUUUUGAUUUUAAUGAGAGAGAGUAUUUUAAUACCACUUGCAAUGAAACAUGUCUAUUAUAUGCUGGAAGUAUGUGUGGUAAUGGUCCUGGAAAUGUAAUUAUAUUUAGUGGAACCGUAUUUCAGGAAAUUUUAAUAUGGAAAGUAAACCAGAAUAAAUUAACAACUACUCCAAAUGGAAUUAGCAAAUACUCCAAAGUUUUGCAUAGAUUAAAAGGACACAAAGGUGUAAUAUUUUCAGUGUUUUAUAAUUCAUUUAAUAAUUUGAUUUGUUCUACGUCUGAUGAUAGAACUGUGCGAUUAUGGAAAGUAGUUUCAGAAUACAAUUCAGAUCAAACAAAUCUGAUCUGGGAAAAUGUUGAGGUAUCUCUUCAAGCUACAAUGUAUGGUCACUUAGCAAGGGUAUGGAAAGCUAUAAUGUUAAAAGAUAUGAUUGCGAGUAUUGGAGAAGACUCUCGAAUAUGCUUUUGGGAUUUGUCUGGAAAAUUAUUGAAUAAGGUGGAAGCUCACUGCGGUGCACCUAUCUGGUGUAUAGAUAUGUCGCAAGAUAAUAUUAUUUAUACAGGAGGUGCUGAUGGUUCAGUAAAUUCUUGGCCUUCUAAUAAAACUACAAAUUAUGUACAAAACAAAUUAGCAUUAGAUACUGACAUGGUUCCUAAAUAUGUCAAUUAUCUCCAUAAUUGUGAUAUUAUCGUAUAUGCAAAUAUGAGAAGUUCUAGCAAAUUAUUACACUAUUUAGAAGAUAAAAACUUAUUGGUUGAUGCUUAUGAUUUACCUAUGCAUAAUUCAAGCUACUGUAUUAUGGAAAUGUCUCCAGAUAGAAAGUCAAUUGCUUUAGCUUCAAUUAAAGGUGAAAUAUCACUUUACAAAAAAUCUGAAAAUACAUGGAUUAAAAAUGGUACCUAUAAGAUUACUGAAUUUAAAAUAUCUUCUAUGCAGUGGUUGAGUGUUGAUAUAGCUUUAAUUAGUGCAGCAAAAGGAAGUUUAUGUGUGGUUAAAUUUUCUAUUCAAGGUUUCGAAAUUUUAUCACAACACAAAUUGCCUGCAAGUCGCGAACGCUGGGUUACAGCAGCUUGCAUGUAUGAUAAUAUUAUGAUAUGCGGAGACAGGAUGGGUAGUAUUUUUGUGUAUAAACUGUCAAUUGACUCUGUUAACCCAAUUCAAUCUUUUAAAAAAAUUCAUGGCAGACUGGGUGUACAGUCAUGUAUUGUAAUUGAAAACAAUUUACUGACUAGUGGUCGUGAUGGAAAAUUAAGAUUUUAUAAUAUCUAUAAACUAGAUAAUGAAGUUCCAAAAAUUGAAUACAUAUAUUGUAAGAACAUGCCCAUGGAUUGGGUUAGUAAAGUGUUAAAGUAUCAAAAUGACUAUUAUGUUUUAGGGUUCAAAGAGGAUGAGUUUGUUAUGUAUAGUGUUUCAUUAAAAAGAAUUUUAGUUAAAUUUUCUUGUGGAGGUGGCCAUAGAUCUUGGGAUUGCAUAAUUUACAAUAAUGAAAUACAUUUUGUAUAUAUUAAAAAAAAACAAUUUCAUAGUAUUGUUAUUCCUUUAGAUACUUUAUAUAUUCCACCUUUAUUGACAGGUUUAUGUAAGAAAGAAAUAUACACAGUUAAGUCAAUCCCAAUCGUCUCAAAAAGUUGUAAUAUUUUAGUAGGUGGAGGAGAGGAUUGUACCUUGAAUUUAAUACACAUUAAUUCAUCUACAAAAGAAUCAAACAUGAACUUUAAAAAUUUAGAAUCCUUUGAUGGACAUUUAUCUUGUAUUAAAUGUAUUUCAAUAUUUGCCCUGAGUGAAAAUGAAAAUGUUAGUAAAAGCUUAAUUUUUUCUGGAGGUGGAAGAGCUCAACUAAGAAUAUGGGAAGUGACCAUAAAGUCAAAUAAUAAUUUGUUUGAAAGUGCGGAUUUGCUUUGCAAAGAUCUUUCGUCAUACAUGUUAUAUGGACCAGACACAGAACGAGAUAAAAUUUGGAUUGGUAAAGAAUUAAUGUACAAUAUUGAUCCAGAAAUGAGAUAUAUGGACAUAAGCACACUAAAAAUUUCUAGUAAUGGUCAAAGUAUACUUAUUUUUAUAGCUUGUUCGGAUGGAUGCUUAAGGACAUUUACCUAUGACGUAUUUUCAAAUGAAAUAAAAUUAAUCAACACUUUGUCUUACAAACAUCGAUGUAUUUUAAAAAUUCACUCAUUUAUAUUUCGAGAAAAAAUAUUUUUAAUAACCAUGGCAACUGAUGGAUUUUUAAACUUCUGGCAUUUUUUUUUUAAUAACGAAGAAGUUGAUAUAACAAAAUUAUCUGUUAAUGACGAAAUGGAAUUUCAUUUACAUCAAUCAGGAAUUAAUAGUUUUGACAUAGCAAUUAUUAGUGAUACUAAAUACUUAUUAGCCACAGGUGGAGAUGACAAUCUCCUUUGCUUAACAAGUUUUCAAAUUCAUUUCCCAGAUAAUAGCAUUCCAUCUAUACAAAUUAUUUCUAUAUGGAAGACUAAUUGCGUACAUUAUGCGCAAAUUACAGGUGUGAAACUUCUAAAUAAUAAAUGGCUUUUUAGUGUUGGAGCUGAUCAGAAACUUUCAAUACAUAAAUAUUCAUUUAGCAACACUGAAAUUCAUUCCACACUUGUCAAAGAUGAGACUCUUUGUAUACCUGAUAUACAAGGGUUCACAUUUAUUGAAGAUGCAAUAAAAGAUACAAGUUCAUUUUGUGUAUAUGGAAAGGGAAUCCAGUUAUUACAAUAUCAAAACAAAGAAUUCUCAUGAUGAACUUUUAUAUAACAAUAUUUUGUUACCACACCCACACACACACACACACAACUAAAUAAAUAAAAUAUCGUUAAAAAAUAUUUUACUUAAUUUAUUUUAAUAUAUCUGUGUGGAUCUGUAUCCAUAAUAAAUUAUAUGAUUAUGUAAAAAAAUAAGUACCAAAGGAAGUUAGAUUA
This is a messenger RNA of Phymastichus coffea, 3621 nucleotides long. Its product is annotated as WD repeat-containing protein 6. The record is from RefSeq and is a predicted model, not a curated record. Gene Ontology annotation, molecular function: protein binding. Lineage: Eukaryota; Metazoa; Arthropoda; Insecta; Hymenoptera; Eulophidae. Gene Ontology annotation, cellular component: cytoplasm. Gene Ontology annotation, biological process: tRNA methylation. The transcript is spliced from 13 exons. The coding region runs from base 344 to 3442 and encodes 1032 amino acids.